Messenger RNA from Cuscuta epithymum, 5186 nucleotides. NCBI's taxonomy places the organism in Eukaryota, Viridiplantae, Streptophyta, Magnoliopsida, Solanales, Convolvulaceae. The record is from the annotation of a GenBank genome assembly.
GGAACAUACACAAAAAAAUUGAGCAAAAAAUACCAGGGAAGGCACUCCUGGUAUAUAUGCUCCUGUCUGGAAAUUCCGGACAGGAAUAGCACUCUAUAUAUAUAUAUAUAUAUAUAUAUAUAUACACAUACAUACAUACUCGGUGUAUAUUAUAAAGGGAAACAAACCCAAUGUCUUUUCAUAUGACUAAAAAUGCAUAUGACUACAUAUGGCCACCUACGAUUAAUGGUUAUUUAGAAGAUACAACAUUGGUGGUUUAAGAAACAAAGAGAUACAUCGUAGCUGGGGGGAUUUUAUCUUUUUGAUAACAUUCUUUGGAACUUUGGAUAUAUUUCAAAACAACUACUACGUAUUACAUUUUUGUAUUAACAUUAAUUUUCCUUCAUUAUCCAUGUAAAUGAAUAGAUUCAUAUACAAAUUAUUAACAGUAGAUUUAUCUAAAGAAAAAAAAUAAUGUUUGCUUAAUUUGGCAAUAUUCUAAAUUUGCCAAAAAUACAAAACACAAUUCGUUAAAAAUGAAAAAAAGUAGAGUUUUAAAAGGAGGAGAUGGUUCAAUGUACACAUUGAAUAGUGUCAUAUACUUUGAAGUACCAUAAUCCCAUCCAUCGCAAAUUACUCAUACCAAGGGCCUCCAUUGAAGCUGUCAGUUAUAGCCGCCCUUAAUUACAUAGAGAAUAGAAGGAAUUUUGUGCACUUCUAUUAUUACGCGCUUGUAUUAUUAGAAGUUUACAACACAAAUAAGAGGGUGUUGUAAUAUUCCAGGCAGAGGAAAGGAACGAAUAUUCUCCGGCCUGACCUACAUUGAGAGGUAUAGUAUUAUAUCAUUAAGGUUGAUGUGGGUUUGUGACCCUCCUCAUGUUUGGAAGUUUAUAAAAUUGGAAGGGAGGACUUUGAAGGGCUUUUGUAACCCUCCAAACCUCUCUAAAUGCUCAAUUUUUAAGUUCACUAACGAAUGAUAAUUUAUGCUCAAUUAAAAAUAAAUAUCUAUUCAAUUAUUUGAAUACAUCAUAUCUCUUAAGUCUAUGCAAAUGCAUAAAUGAAUGCAGCACUGAUAGUACAUAAUAUAUUUACAUUUUUGUACAAGGGCUGUUUCAUGGAAGUCAUUAUUGCAAAAGUGGCUCGCUCUAUCUACAAUAGAAGGAGAGCUUAUUGUUGCAGAGUGUACUGCUACUACAGAAUAACAACAACAACAACAUCCAAGCCUUAGUCCCAAAAGAUAUUGGGGUCGGCUAACAUGAAUCGAUACAUGAUAUCACCACCAAAAGGAAAAGAAAGAAAAUAAAGAUUAAAAAAAUAAGCUAAUAUAAAAAGAUAAUAUAAAACGAGAUGAGUAUACCUAAAAAUGAUAAAAUAAAAAGAACAAAAAAAAUGUUUAUAUAUAUAAGGAUAAAAGAAUAAAAAAAAAAGAAAAAAAAUGAGGGGGAAAAAUAAUACGAGAUCACUCCUCCACACGAACACCCGCCCUCCACCUUGCUCUCUCCAAAACCAUACCCUCAUCCGACCCAAGAAAAAGCAUAUCACUUCGGACUCCCCUAACCCACGUCUAUUUGGUCUUUCUCUCCCUCUCUUCCCUGCCUCUUCUCCACACAUCUCAACACGUCUGAUAGGUGCAUCACUCGGUCUUCUACGCACAUGACCAAACCACCGUAGGCGAGACUCCUGCAUCUUGUCUUCAAUAGGUGCUACUCCCACCCUUUGUCUGAUUGUCUCAUUUCGCACGUGGUCCUUCCUAGUAUGCCCACACAUCCAACGCAACAUGCGCAUCUCUGUCACACUCAUCUUUUGAAUGUGACCUUGUUUCACUGCCCAACACUCUACGCCAUACAGCAAUGCAGGCCUAAUUGCUGUCCUAUAAAAUUUACCCUUCAGUCUAGUGGGCAUACCUCUAUCACAUAGAAAUCCUGACGCACUCUUCCACUUCAUCCACCCUGUUCUGAUUCUAUGGGAUACAUCUCCAUCUAGCUCACCGUCCUUCUGAAUUAUGGAGCCCAAGUAACGGAACAUAUCACUGACUGGUAUCUCCUUACCAUCUAGAGUAAUUCUACUAUUACCACUGCUUCUACCUUCACCAAACUUGCACUCCAUGUACUCUGUCUUGUUCCGACUUAGUCUGAAACUCUUGUUCUCCAAUGUCUGUCGCCAUACUUCUAACUUUGCUUUAAGACCUGAUUGCGUCUCAUCAAUCAAUACAAUAUCGUCAGCAAACAUCAUGCACCACGGUAUUUCGUCUUGAAUUGCCUUAGUAAGUUCAUCCAUGACAAUGGCAAAUAAGAAAGAGCUCAUAGCCGAUCCUUGGUGCACUCCGAUAGUAAUAGGGAACUCCGCAGUCCUUCCUACAUUAAUACGAACACUUGUAGUACAAUCCUCAUACAUAUCCAUGAUGAUGCUGAUAUACUUGCGUGAUAUGCCUUUUCUAGUUAAGGCCCACCAAAUAACUUCUCGAGGUACCCUAUCAUAAGUCUUUUCUAAGUCAAUGAACACCAAAUGCAGAUCCUUGUGAGCGUCUCUAUACUGCUACCACAGAAUGUAGUAACAAAAUGUUGUGACUUAACUGCAAUCUGUGUGAACUUGAACUCAAUCAAAAGAAGUGAAAUGAUACUAUCAUAGUCAAAGUGUUAUAGACUUGAGUAAGAAUUAUGUGUAUUACUCUAGUACAAAGCAUCUUGAUCGUCGUGGCAUUGGGUAUGUAAGACAAUGGAUUAAAAAGUGUUGAAAUUUGUUAAUUAAGAUCACCAUGAAGAAGAGUUGAGCAUGACAAAGGUGAUCACAAGAAAUAAGCUAGAGCUCGAAGAGACAUAAGCGGGAUCGGAACGGACUAUGUACAGUAUCGUUAGACCUUCUCAUACAAGAACUUCACAUCUUAAGUAUUACGUAGUAUCUUCUUUUAAUGACUUUUUCCACCUCUAAAAUACAAAUUUGUACAUUUCUACCUCUUCUCUCUUUUUAAAAUGAGAGAAAAGAACAAAGAAUUAACUGAGUCUUUGUAAGUUCAUGGCAGGAUAUUUGUGUGAGGCGUCUGUAGUUACCUAAAAAAGAAAAGGUCUUAGAUCGGUGAGAUGUUUGUGGUGAUGACUAUUGUCCUCGGUAUGGAACCAAGUUUACUUGAGUAUUCCAUAUUUCUAUACCCAAUUUCUCUUUUUACAAAUACUCUGUACUAAAUGCAUACUACUAUAGUACACUUUUAUUUGAUUUGUUUCUUACAUAGAUAAAAUGAUACCCAUAGUAGGUUGCAGAUACUUGGACUGCUGCAUUAAAGUUAGAUACCUCAGAUGUUUGGUUCUCCCAUGUGGCCGCCAUGAUGGGAAAGUACUGCAAAUUCUGGAGGGGCUCCGCCUCGCUAGCUGAUUGCUCUCCCAACUCCUCCGCCACCGGAAGUGUAAAAUGUAUAAUGACAGGUGAGCGUUCAAGCAUCUUUGACUCUGUCCAGUGGGUUUGCUCGACCGACGCCCUCAACCCCACUCCCCAGAAUGCAGGACACUAUCGUCUUCGAACUUAUCGGGAUCUGGUCGUCUCUGCUUCCACUGCUGUCGGGGAUAUCGCGGAUGCUCAUGUGCAUGCUGCUCUCACUUAUUACUUGAACCUGAGCCCUAACUCCAUUGAAUUUCACAGUCUGACUGCCGGAGAGUUCUGGAAAAUAGUGCCUGAUGUUUGGUCUGGAUCUCACUUCUCAACACUCGCCGGAGUGAUUUCAUCGAUCGACCGUCACUACCACAGUGAGACACCUGAAUAAUGGAACACUUGGAUGUUAGUUCUCUAUAUACUAUUAUUCUUCUUCUGUUGCUGAUGAAUAUAACAUGAUUUUGCGGUGUGUUUUUAUGAGGGAAAAUACACACUUUUUGUCCACAUUUCAUUCACGCGUGUAUCAGUGCAUCUACAAGUUAUUUUUUUGUUCGUGAAUAGUCUCUUCAUUAACGGUUUAAUAUUUAAUAGGAGUUGUUAAUGGAGAAACAAAUUAAAAUAAUUUAGUUUAGUAUUCUUUAUGAACAUCAAUGUUAUUAGUUUUUUAAUUUGCACAAAUAAGUAAUGGAACAAUUCAAUGAUUUAAGCUAGACUAAUAAUACUCCUACUCAAAAGUAGAUAAUUUUUUUGUAAAAUUCAUUUUGAAUAGUUAAAAAACUACUCCGUAUUUCGUUUUUGUAAAAUAUUAAGAAUUACCAUGAACACUAGGGGAAAAUAUAUCAAAUAAAAUGAAGUGAAUCAGAAUAUACGUAGUAAAAGCUUGUGGCACAUUAAAAGUACACAACUCAUUUAGUUUUUCAACAUGGACUAGUUGAGAUGAUUGAAAUCGUCGGACGGAUGGGCAUAUCGUCUGACAAUAGACAAGUUCUGACUUCUGAGGAGCUGGAAUACGAAUACAGUCACUCUUGGAGCCAAACUGGACAUCUAUCCAACGAGGGACAAAGUCACCCUCACCAACUGAAGUGUCAACAUCAAAAUGGACGAAGUUUCAAUUCGUCAACAUCUAAUCAUGAUCAUAAGCGCACAUUUGGAGGAAGAGAAUAGGAUGUCAGCUUUCGUUCUUCAUCGCUUCAGUUAACAACAUGGGUUUGAUCAGAAAUUACUUGCAAGGGAAGUGCCGAAAGUGUUUCAACCGACUGAUGACGGAUUGACUAAUGGGUCUCGUCAGACAAAUGACGAGUCGAUAAUCUCAUCUCAUCAGACAGAUGACGAGUCGGUAAUCUCAUCUCAUCAUACAGAUGACGAGUCGAUAAUCUCAUCUCGUCAGACAGAUGACGAGUCAAUAAUCUCAUCUCGUUAGACGGGUGACAAGUCGAUAAUCUCAUCUCGUCAAACGGAUGACGAGUCGAUAGGCUAACUCUAAUGAAUUUGGAAGCCUCGGUUCUAAAUGGAAAAACGAGGGCCCCUAAAACAAGAAAAAUACAAACUUUAACAAUGAAAUACUAAUAGUCUAGACAAUUCAAUGAAAUAUACUACGUAAGUUUUAUGAUGUUUAAAGUACACAAAUUAGAGAAUCUAGAAGUUAUAUACCUUUUCGAAUCUGAAAGAGUAAAGGGUCAGUUUAGUACUCAAAGUUGUAUAAAAAGGGUCAAAUAAGUCCUUACUGUCCGGCCGUCGCCAUUUUGGGCGGUUCCCGGGAGAAUUUUUUGAUGAAAUUUUUUUAGCAUAUUAUUCAUCAAAUCUAGUUUACUUGUACUAAAUUUCAGCUAAAACUUCAAUCGGGAAGG